Molecule: messenger RNA, 1069 nt
Organism: Photinus pyralis (common eastern firefly)
Lineage: Eukaryota; Metazoa; Arthropoda; Insecta; Coleoptera; Lampyridae
Exons: 2
Coding region: 479-1012 (177 amino acids)
Cellular component (GO): extracellular region
Molecular function (GO): chitin binding
Source: RefSeq, a predicted model, not a curated record
GAAGUUUUUUGUUGUUAUUGUUAUUUAUCAAUUACGUCAGUAUUCCCAAUUAUGUAAAGAAAACUGGACUUCGAACGAUUUGAUUUUCAUGAAUACAUCGUGUACAUAAAGUCAGGGAACAGUUUAACUCAUUUAUAGCACAAGAACUAACAAUUGUACAGAUAUCAUGUAUAGGUCAUUUUGAAGAUCCUCUCUUCUCUUCUAAAUCACAUGGAAAACCAUCUCCCUUGCGUCACCAAAAUUAAAUUCGUGACAAGCUGAAAUCACCUGAAAAACAAAACUGAAAAGUGCCACAUGGUAACAAACCAAUCAGGAGGAUUGAGGAAAAUUGGUAUCAUUCCAGAUCGCUUAUCAUGUUGUCGUCGUAUUUACAAUGCCCAACUAGAGCACAUAGAUAAAUUGGAAAUGAUAUGGAUAUACCUAUAAAGUCUCUUGGUAUCACCAGAAUCUUCUGUUGUGACUGCUCACUUCGAGAAUAAUGAAGAUGAACAUCUUGACAUCAAUAGUUUUUUCUGUUCUAAUCGCCAAUGCUCGCUCGCAAUAUGUCAAUGAUGAAAUCAAUCCGCUUGGCUUGAAUGAUGCCAAAUACUAUUCCACCGCCCCGACGAACGCGCCAGAUGCUACUACAAUUCCCGACGUUGGGGACGCUACAUUCGGCUGCCGCACCGCAGGAAUGUAUCCCGAUCCAUUCGAUUGCAACAGAUACCAUCAUUGCGCUCGCCAUGGGAACGACGGUUGGACCAAAAGCCCCUUAGAGCACUACAGCGAUACGUGUAACUGUGGCUACGCGUACAACGCGAGGACGACCUUCUGCGAUAUAUCGCUCAGGAACGGCACGUGCAACAGUGACCCUGUCGCCGCGUGUCGACACGUGGGGCAAAACGGCGUGAUGAAGUACAAUCCUUCGGUGUACUACAUUUGUCAAUAUCAUCCAAAUGGACCGCUGUAUCCCUUUAUGUAUGCCUGCGAAAAUGGUAAAAAGUAUAACACGUACUUGUACCUUUGCGAAUAAGGCUUUUAAUUAAAAAAAGUUGUGCUGUAUUAUAUUACAUAAGGUUUUUUAUACAUU